CUUCUGGAUUCCAACCCCGCCUCUGCCUUCUGGAUCGCAACCCAGCGACCAGGAUCUACGAAACACAGGUUCUAAUUCCACCUGGCCCCUACUUAGCGUAGGUCCUUGUUCCAAGAUGCAUCGACAAGGUCAACCUAUUUUCCGACAUAUUCCCCAAUCAAGAACAGAUCUCUCGCCUAAAUCGUGCGAGGCACUCGACAAGGACGGUUCAGAAUGCAAGCGGAUGCUCCAGAAGCCGCAGUAUGACUUCUGCUCUGAGCAUUACUUUGAAAAAAAAAAGCUCUAUGCGAAGUAUAAGCAGACACAGGCCGACUACGAGGCCCGGCGAGGCCUAGCCAGCAAUCUUAGCGUUGAUGCCAUGGAAGAGAUAGUACGACUUGGGGACAAGGUCGUAGCCAUGAGAGACGAGGUCAAUCGCCGUUUCUUCAGCAGGGGGGCAGGAAACAACAGGGGUCAUAUUCAACAGAUUCUGAAGAUCAAGAAUGAAGUUGAUCGCCUCAAAACCCUGAUCGCCUCGCGACAACCUGAAUCGACGAAUUUUGCGGCUGAUGAAGAACCAGCCUUAACAAGCGCAGCAGCGACAGAGGGCCAGACUAGGGUAUACCGGUCUCUUCUUUCCCCUGACGUUCCCCUGUCGGAACUCAAUCAUCUCCCAAGAGACCAUCCCGUCGUCAUUAUAAGGGAAUUUACAGACGCCAUCCGAAAUUCUCAAGUCGACAAAAUCUACAAGAUAUUCCCAUCCUUGAACGAUUCCACCGAGCUUAUCCAUGAUCCAGAGGAGGGAACGGAAAGAGCGCCAGACAAAGGUGAUCUGGUAAUUCACUAUAUCUUCCGAGAAUUCUUGGUCUGGACGGAAAACACAGAGGUUCUUGCGAUAGCAAGCAAGACCGAGACGAUUGAUACCUUCCUCCGCCACUCGACGACGGAGCUGGACAACUAUAUCAAGUUUCUUGAAGCGUUUAAAUCAGGUAGACCCGAUACCUCUCAUUUUCUUCGGGAUGCGAUUUGCGAUUAUCUCUUGCCUCAGGAUGCGCCUUGCAUCACCAUUCUCGGAGCUAGAAUCGCAUCCGAGCCCUGUCAGCGAAGAAUGGGUAUUGAUGGAUGGGAUAUCUUAUACCAAUAUUUCUCCCACGAGGAUACAUGGAGAUACCUUGAGCAGUACAGUGUCAUGUACGAUGAUCUGCUACUGGCCAAAAAGCUAUGCACGCUGCAUAGAUACGACAACCCAGGAGACGAGGGUCCAUCCUGGCUACACCCUGAUGAUGAUGUAUCUCAGGAAUGCGGAAUGGCUCUUCUUUUGGGUUUUGUUGCGCAAACAAAAGGCUUCUGUGAUCCAAAGAAGCCAUUCACUAAUAGGGUCGACGGAAGUAUAACGGAAAAACAAACCCGGAACUACGUGGCCGGACGCAUGAGCAAGAACGAUCCCCUGGCACAGAAGCUUAUCCAAGAACUUUCAUCGAGAGUAGUGCGAUUACUUGUCUUCGUAUAUGACCGAGAGACAAGGAAAUCUAUUAUCGAAACUGGAGAUAUGGGCCAUAACUGGAUCAGUCGCACUCGGACGGCAUGCAAUCAGAAACAACUGGUAGACGCACCGUGGGAAAUCGAGUGGUCAGUAAAGAAUAUUCUGGACGACCUGGAGCUCAUUCGAUCAAUUCGUGACCGAAUGACGGGCAGGAACUACUACGAAUUCAUCAUCAUCGAUAGGAACGAUAGGCCAAAGUUCGACGUGCUCGAGUGUGUGGCAGAUGCACUCAUGCAACUUUCUGGGAACUUGUCGGGCCAGGGCGUUCUUGUGAAAACUGUCCGGGAUGUCAUUCCAUCUGCGGAGCAAGAUAGGUUCCUGAAGGCAGUAGUCGGAGAAGUCCCCCCCUCUUGGCGACUGUCCACAAGUGUUCCUCACGUUGAGUACGAGGGUAAUCGACUCAGAGCAUGGGAUAUUCAGAGAAAUCACCCCAACAUUGUUGAGGACAAAAAAGACAAGCACAGAUGGGAUAACCGAGAAAACAACAUUCUAUCAGGAAUUCUCUCCAGUAUGGAAGGAGCCGGUGUUAUCUCCAGAGCAGUGAAAUUUGAAAGACCCCAUGCUACCGCGAAACUGCUGAUGGCAGUCGACGGACACGAGGAUUUGUAUUGGGACUAUUCAUCCAUCUCUGGCGGAGCGCUUGAAUUCAAUACUCGACUUGGCGAACUCAGACUCCACAACACCGCAAGCAAGGUACUUUGUAACGCAACGUUAAGUCUCGACGGAGACGGUCUGCGCCGUUUUGCAAAAGCUUUCAAGGACGGAAAUCCAGCUGCUGUGUUCGCGAAGGGCAUGAUUCACACAAACUACUGCGCGUGGCCAUUGCCUCAUAUGAGCGACAACCCCGUAUUCGCUGACCUCAACUUCUGCACCCCUGACGGUCAUCUAUACAAGUGGAAGAGUCUACCAUUCGAUUUUCCUACAUCAUUCGAAUCAUGGCAGUACUAUCUCCACUGCGAAAUCAAUUGCAAGCUGCCGUUUGUUCGAGCAACCCAGACAACUUUCAUCAUCUGUGCCUCGACUGCGGCCGAGGCAGAAACUAAUGUAGACAGACUUCUGGUUGUUGCGGAAAAAUUAGGUUGGAGGCUAUCGUUUCCUAUGACUCACCGGUGGACGAGUGAAUUGAACGUGCUUGACGCUGAAGUGUUAUGGAAGGGAAUCCAGCCGCUUGCAGCACAAUUACUGUAAGGCAUUGAUACAUACGAUUGUUUCAAAUUGAAGGCUUGUGCAGGAUACCUAUCAAUCUUGAUAUUUACUUGCAGUCUGCGAAGCGGUACCAAAAGCGCAGGGCCCAUUUAAGGCCGCUGGAAUUGGUGCCGGGAAUAAGCAAGCAACCCAGCGACACCCAUCCGGGAAGGAGGGUACCUGUCACAGCGGUAUGCUUGACCUGCAGCUACUUUGUUUUUGCUGUGGCCUUGUAGUGGCGGCGGACACGAGAUUGACACGCGCGGGUUUCAAGCUCGGCUAUUUUCAGCCGCU
Messenger RNA from Emericellopsis atlantica, 3001 nucleotides. RefSeq lists its product as uncharacterized. The record is from RefSeq and is a predicted model, not a curated record. The transcript has a single exon. Lineage: Eukaryota; Fungi; Ascomycota; Sordariomycetes; Hypocreales; Bionectriaceae. The coding region runs from base 116 to 2710 and encodes 864 amino acids.